Leptopilina heterotoma is the source of this 588-nucleotide messenger RNA. RefSeq lists its product as uncharacterized. The record is from RefSeq and is a predicted model, not a curated record. The transcript has a single exon. The coding region runs from base 1 to 588 and encodes 195 amino acids. Lineage: Eukaryota; Metazoa; Arthropoda; Insecta; Hymenoptera; Figitidae.
AUGAAAUUCAUGCUCAUCAACCAUACGCAUCAUCAUCGUUUAACAAUAGCGAUGAAAUUCGAAUUGUGCAUUUUACCUAGUAAAAGUUCAUUACACAUUUUUGGUAGAUUAACUAAAAAUGAUGGAAUUACUCUUACACAAAACGUACAUUUAAGUAAUAAUGCUGUAUGUUUUUUGUUUGAUGAAAUUCGCUAUGAACUAAAUGGUAUUGAAAUUGAUCGCUGCAAAUACGUUGGACAUAUUACAAUCAUGAAAAAUUACACCUCGCAAACACCAACUCAGUUAAAUUUUAUUGAAAAUGCUGGAUAUUCAAAAAUUGCAGCUGAUGCAAGACUUGUAUUGGAAAAUGGAUAUUUUGAUGUCACAAUACCACUCAGCAUGAUUUUUGGUUUUGCCGAAGAUUAUAAAAAAAUCAUUAUGAACGCUAAACAUGAACUUAUUUUAACAAGAGCACGUUCUGACGUGAAUGCUGUAAUUCAAACAGGACAAGGAGGGGAUGAAGAAUGCAAAAUUUCCAUAAAUAAACUUGAAUGGAUGGUUCCAUACGUUUUGCCUUCUGACAAUAACAAAGUUAAAUUAAAUAAAUAA